Molecule: messenger RNA, 1728 nt
Organism: Rhinichthys klamathensis goyatoka
Lineage: Eukaryota; Metazoa; Chordata; Actinopteri; Cypriniformes; Leuciscidae
Gene: dnaja
Product: DnaJ heat shock protein family (Hsp40) member A
Exons: 8
Coding region: 112-1299 (395 amino acids)
Biological process (GO): protein refolding; response to heat
Cellular component (GO): cytoplasm; cytosol
Molecular function (GO): ATP binding; Hsp70 protein binding
Source: RefSeq, a predicted model, not a curated record
AGCGCGCGCUGCGUUCACACAGCAGAACAACAGUCACAGAUAGAGACACGAACCCGGCGACACAGCGAACCGGCUUUUCCUCUUCUUUUAUUUGUUUGAUUCCUAUCAAAGAUGGUUCGAGAAACCGGUUACUACGACCUGCUCGGCGUGAGUCCCAAAGCCUCGCUGGACGAGAUAAAAAAGGCAUAUCGCAAACUGGCGUUGAAAUAUCACCCGGAUAAGAACCCGAAUGAAGGAGAGAAAUUCAAACUCAUAUCACAAGCCUAUGAUGUCCUGUCAGAUCCCAAAAAGCGGGAUUUGUAUGACCAAGGUGGCGAACAAGCCAUCAAGGAGGGAGGCAUGGCAGGAGGAGAAUCUCCCAUGGACAUUUUCAACAUGUUCUUUGGUGGUGGAGGCAGAAUGCAGAGAGAAAGGAGAGGUAAAAAUGUGGUUCACCAACUUGGGGUCACACUGGAGGAAUUGUACAAAGGCUCAACGAGGAAACUUGGUCUUCAGAAGAAUGUGAUCUGUGAGAAAUGUGACGGUUAUGGAGGCAAAAAAGGCACAAUUGAAAAAUGCUCAACUUGCAAAGGAAGAGGGGUUCAGGUCCAGGUGCAACAGAUUGGACCCGGAAUGAUCCAGCAGACUCAGAGCAUGUGCUCAGACUGCCAAGGACAAGGAGAGAAGUUCAACUCCAAGGACCGCUGCAAAAACUGCAAUGGACACAAAGUAGAGCGCAAGAAGAAGAUUCUUGAAGUUCACAUUGACAAAGGUAUGAAGGAUGGCCAGAAAAUCACAUUCCAUGGAGAAGGCGAUCAAGAGCCUGGACUGGAGCCUGGUGAUGUUUUAAUCGUACUGGAUUUGAAAGAACACCCUGUCUUCCAAAGGCAAGAUGAAAACCUCACCAUGACGAUGAAGAUCAAGCUGGUGGAGGCACUCUGUGGGUUUAAAAAAACAAUCCGCACAUUAGAUAACAGAUCGCUGCUCGUCAAUUCAUCUCCAGGUCAAGUAAUAAAACCUAAUGAGCUAAAAUGUAUUCAUAACGAGGGCAUGCCUCUGUACAGAGACCCUUGUGAGAAAGGUCUUCUCAUCAUAAAGUUUGAGAUUGAAUUCCCAGAUAAACACUGGCUACCUGAGCACAUGCGGCCUGACCUGGAGAGGUUGCUUCCCGCCAGAGAUCACGUCAUGGUGACAGAUGAUAUGGAAGAGGUUGACCUCUGUGAAGUAGAUUAUGAAACACAGAAGAGAAACUACAGCAGUGAAGCCUACGAUGAAGAUGAAGGCCCCCGGCAAAGUGGUGUCCAAUGCCAGACUCAAUAAAUGUCAUAGAUCAGGAACAUUUGUGGAAUACUUCUUGAAAUAUGACUGCAAGUCUACACUGAAUAUUAGGGUGGUUAAAUCUAGUUCUUGCAGAGUAAUGCGUGCAGCAAGGAUUUCCCCCUACCAAAGCCUUACAAAAUGGACCAUUCUCUUGUCACCAUUGGAAUUCUUAAUUCUGAAGCAUCUGAUAAGGAGGAACCAGGAAUGUUUUGCAACAUCCACCACAAAUAAGUAUUAACAGACAAAGGAAUUAUUUUGAAUAAAAAUGUCAUCCAUGUAGGAUUUAAUAGUAACUUCUUUUUUUGCAUGUAAAUUAUUCAUCCUGUGUGAGUAUGUUCACUUUUAUGUUUCUGUUAGAUGUGAUUUGGUCGAGCUGGUGCACUUUUUUGCCAGUUAAAAUAAAAUCGGUAUUUGUAUAUUUUCUAAGAA